UUUUGCGGAGAGCCGCAAGCUGCUUCCUUCGGGAGCCCAGGCGCGCCACCUGCGCAGGGACGCAGUCGCCUUCCAGCAGCGUCGGGAAAAUGCAGGUGGCGCCUCAGCUACUGCUUCUAGCGGCUGCAGCGGCCUAUCCGGUACUCGGCUAUCCCAUUGUGCCGAGGGCCCUCCAGCGCUACGGCUCUAUAGACGGACCCGUAUGGGGCGACCCAUAUGAGGCUGGCAGCGAAUUGACGGACAACAGAAUAAGUUCGGAGAACGACAGGGGCGAAGCAGUAGUGUUCGAGACGAGAGAGAGGGACAGGGAGGUAGAGGGGAUCCUGGAGAAGCCGCUGGAGUCGCUGCUGGACGAGGGGGUGGUGGCGGAGCUGGAGGCGCUGGGCGAGCCGCGGCUGGAGGCGCUGCUGCGCGGCCCGGCGCGGCUGCUGGUGGCCCGGCCGGCGGAGGUGCGCGCGGCGCUGGGGCGGCCCGUCUACGAGACGCUGAGCGUGCGCGCCGCGCACCUGCUGCGCCAGCUGCCCGCGCGCGUGCUGAUGGCGCUGCGCCGCCUGCUGCGUCUGCCGCUGCGCGACGUGCUGCGCGCCGACCCCAGCCUCGAGCCGCUGCUGCGCAGCUUCAUCAACGCGCCUGACAGGCCCGUCACCUGCGCGCCCGGCCAGGGCGUCGCCAGCGACGGCACCUGCCGCGACAAGUGGAAGCGGCACACCAGAUGAGGAAGAUUCUGCGAGCGGCAAAGAAUAUCUGUUACCAUAGAAUGUCUGUUACCUCCGAAACUGAAAGAAGAAAAGAGAUAAUUGUGUAAUGAAAGGAAAAUGAAUUCUUUAAGGAAUCUGAAGAAAUGUUUGUGUCGCAAAGUAAGAAGUAGGAAAAAUGAAAAGACUGUUCUGUGAGAAAUGAAAUCGUUUGUCCAAAGAAGACAUUACUAUUUCUACUUUCUCAAAUGUGUUUUUGUAGCUGCAACAUCGAAGUUUCGCACUCACAAUAAAAUAUUUAGUUGUUUGAAAA
Schistocerca serialis cubense is the source of this 1008-nucleotide messenger RNA. RefSeq lists its product as uncharacterized. The transcript has 3 exons. NCBI's taxonomy places the organism in Eukaryota, Metazoa, Arthropoda, Insecta, Orthoptera, Acrididae. Bases 90 to 716 code for a protein of 208 amino acids. The record is from RefSeq and is a predicted model, not a curated record.